AUGUCCAACCCAAGCGCCAUGGCCAGGACGGCGCCAAUUCCCAUUGCUCCAAAACCGUCCUCUUCUUCUACAACUUCCGAUACUGUCGGCCGUGCCACAGGCUUCUCUGGUCUGCGCCGCUCUCUGCCCCCUAGCCGCCAAGGCAGCAUCAACGUCGACUCCUAUCCGGCCAGCCUCGCCGGCCUAGACUCGCCGGACUCCGACUCACCCCGGAACAACUACGCCACCAUCCCGUGCGAGGCCUGCCAACGACGGAGGAUCCGGUGCGUCAUGAGCGAAGACGAUGACGUAUGCAUCUCGUGCCAGGUCAACAGCAUCGAAUGCUCCCACACCGGAAGUCCCCAGCCUCGCAAGAGAAAACUGGGUGGAGAUUUAGACGAUAUCAGUAGCAAACGAGGGUAA
This is a messenger RNA of Sporothrix brasiliensis 5110, 402 nucleotides long. RefSeq lists its product as uncharacterized. Gene Ontology annotation, biological process: regulation of DNA-templated transcription. Gene Ontology annotation, molecular function: zinc ion binding; DNA-binding transcription factor activity, RNA polymerase II-specific. Bases 1 to 402 code for a protein of 133 amino acids. NCBI's taxonomy places the organism in Eukaryota, Fungi, Ascomycota, Sordariomycetes, Ophiostomatales, Ophiostomataceae. The record is from RefSeq and is a predicted model, not a curated record. The transcript has a single exon.